Molecule: messenger RNA, 1270 nt
Organism: Carassius auratus (goldfish)
Lineage: Eukaryota; Metazoa; Chordata; Actinopteri; Cypriniformes; Cyprinidae
Exons: 2
Coding region: 21-1244 (407 amino acids)
Molecular function (GO): catalytic activity
Source: RefSeq, a predicted model, not a curated record
UCAAAGAAGAUACUCUACUCAUGAGAAAAGAUGAUUUUGUUUUGUUCAUGGUAGAGAUUAUUAAUUGUACUGCUCAAGUCGAAAGGAAGACGGAAAAAAUUAAAAUAAUUGUAAAAGCAGCGCAGAAGUACCUCGGUUUUAAAAAUACUAGCUGGGAAUUAGUGGAAGAGAGAUUAAAUGAGUCAAUUUUCAUGUCAACCUCAAACAUGGAGUGGUGUACCGUCUGUCUCAUGAUAAUUAUUCUCCAGUGGAAUGCGAGAAGUCUCAUCAGCAAUGGUCUAGAGUUUAAGAAGUACAUCUCUGAUUUGGGAGAUAGGCCCCAUAUAAUAUGUAUUCAGGAGACAUGGCUCAAACCUCAGUUAGAUUUUAUUAUUCAAGGUUACACAGCAAUAAGAAAUGAUAGGAAGGAUAGACAAGGUGGGGGAGUAGCAACAUUUGUUCAAGAUGGUUUGAGGUACAAAGUUGAAAAUAUGGGACAGGAGUAUGAAUCAGUAGUUGUUAAAAUCUGGAUGGGUAAUGAUCAAGUUUCAGUGGUUAAUUUUUAUAAUCCUAAUAAGAGGUUGAGUAUUGAGGACCUAGGUGCUGUAAGUGGACAGAUUCAAGGAAAGAUAGUAUGGUGCGGUGAUUUUAAUUCUUAUAAUGUAUUAUGGGGAAGCCUGAAUACAGAUGCAAAUGGUGUGAUUAUUGAGGAGUUCCUUGAAUUGAAUUCGCUUGUUUGUGUUAAUGAUGGUAGAGGUACAAGAUAUGAUUGCUGUAGAAACACAGAGAGUUAUUUGGAUUUAACAUUUAUAUCGAGUGGAAUGGCAGGUAUUACAUCAUGGGAGGUGUUAAGUGACUUACCUAUGGGUAGUGAUCACUUCCCCAUAAUUAUAACAGUUGGAAUUGAUGUAAUUAAAGAAGAUGAAGUGCGGGUACCGAGAUGGAGGUUAGAUAAAGCCAACUGGGAAUUAUUUCAAGUUUUAGCUGAGAGCAAGUGUGAUGAAUUAUAUGAAAGAUGUUUGAAUGAUGUGGAGUUACUUAACUCUGAAUUUGUGUCUAAUAUUCUUCAGGUGGCUGAGAUCUCAAUUCCAAAGACUGGUGGAAGAGGAAUUAAAAAGUCUGUACCAUGGUGGAAUGAGCAGUGUAGCGCUGCAAUAAAAGAGAGAAAUGGCGGUAAAUGCACCUUAAGUUGGUUUGCCAACCGCCAGUUAAACUCUAAAAGAAGAAGAAGAACCGCAGUAAGAAUAUUUCAUCAAGCACGGUGAGUAAUGGCUUCUCCUACAAUUGUUAU